GUUCUGAAGACACAAAGGGAAAGAGAGGGAGAUAAGGAGCAGAUAGCCGGGCAGGCGGUGGAGCAGAGCCAGCGGAGCGGCCGGGAAGCACGAGGCAGCCUUCAGCGGAAGACGGACCCAGAGUCGCCAAUUACGCCCUCAGCAUCCAUCCAGAAUGCAGGCCCGGGGACUCUUUCUCCUCUUGGUUUUCAUCCUUCUGGCUGUAUCUUCAGAAGCUGGCAAGAAUAAGAAGGACAAGGUCAAGAAAAAUGGUUCCGAUUGUGAGGAAUGGCGCUGGGGCCCUUGUAUCCCCAACAGCAAGGACUGUGGUGUGGGCUUCCGUGAAGGAACCUGUAAUGAGGAGACUAAGAAGCUGAAAUGCAAGAUUCCAUGCAACUGGAAGAAGGAGUUUGGAGCUGAUUGCAAGUACAAGUUUGAGAGCUGGGGUGGCUGUGACUCUGCAACAGGUCUGAAGGCCCGUUCAGGUACUCUGAAGAAAGCUCUUUACAAUGCUGAGUGCCAGGAAACUAUUCAAGUGACUAAGCCCUGCUCUCCUAAGGCCAAGUCAAAAUCCAAAGCCAGAAAAGGAAAGGGGAAGGACUAGUACGAUGGAUACAGCCCCACCAUCUUCAGGGCAUGGUGCCUGAGCCCACUUGGACACACGCCACUUGAAGCUGCAGCUUGGCCUCUCCCAGCUUGGCAAUGCUUUGCCAAACCCCAUUAUUCUUCAGCCUGCACAGCCUUAUCUUUAACUGCAAUACCAUUCCUAAUUACUAGUUUUGUAGCGCGCAGGCCCACCCUUUCCUAAAGAAGGGUGCUGCUUGCCUUUCCCUUAACUUCUCUUCUACCUCCUGUCCUCCCUCCUUCCUCUGUGUCCCAGUGUCCUUUGCUCUGGUUUGCUUCCCUGAAUGCAGCAUGAUGUUUGGAAAUGGGCUAGGCUGUGCUAAGGUCUUGCUAAAGAUCUCCACCUGUGGGUCCUUUGUCAAAGCCAAAUGGCUUUUUGGCAGCCUCUUGCAAUCUUAGCAAUGCAUGCAGUUUCUCCACACGGCUUCCUCUGGUCAUAAACCAAAACAUUUAUUGAGGCACCCAAGGAAACCUUUUCAAGGAAUGGGGGAGGAUGGGAGAGGAAUUACAGUGGAAACAAGGGGUGAAGAGCCAUGUCUGCCUCACCUUCCUAAAAGACACGCUGUGCACAGUAGGAAAGGCAAGAGGUACAGACCUCUUUGAUGCUGUUUUCCCACAGGAGAAGUGCCUACUUCCUGGCAUGCUCUGCAUAAACCAAACCUUUCCCUUCCCCAUCUCUUAUGCAUAGAUGUUUGUUGAUAGGCAGACUUCCCAUCUGAGGAGCAGCGUGGCUGGAUCGUCUCACUGAGCUGUGCUUGCCCAGUCUUUUCUGCCCACAGGCCACCCCUGGCCUUCCUUUCAGCAUCCAGGAAAGGAUCCCUCAGAGCCAAUGAACCUGGUUCCUUGUUUCAAUCCCUUCUGUCUGUAUUCCUGCUGGGAUGCUGUGGCCUUUCCCUCCUUUACUGGUGCUGGGUAAGCCCUCUCUGCUUUUCACAGUUUCCCCCUUUUCCAAUAAAGGUCUUUUUACAAAAACAGUCUGCUUCCC
This is a messenger RNA of Python bivittatus (Burmese python), 1588 nucleotides long. It is a transcript of the gene MDK, whose product is annotated as midkine. Lineage: Eukaryota; Metazoa; Chordata; Lepidosauria; Squamata; Pythonidae. The record is from RefSeq and is a predicted model, not a curated record. Gene Ontology annotation, molecular function: growth factor activity.